AUGGCGCUGCUUGGCAAGGCCUUUGCCUUUGGAAUGGCGCCAUCUGCAGGUCCGGUGGAAAGGCUCCCGUCAAGACCAGACCGUGUCACGCGUCAGCUUCCGGACAGAGGUUCGUCAGCACUUGCAGCUGCCGCCACGGCAUUGGCAGCAGGCAUUGUAGCCAACAGGCGAGCGGUGCAGAAAGGGGCGGCCCGAGGAGUGGCGCGACAUGCCGAAGUGCAGGAAUACAUGGACUUUGACCCCGAGGACUGGGUGAAGCGUGUAAAGAUGAUUGAGGGCGAACGCGCCGUUUUCGAUGUGACGAUUCCCAAACCACUUGGCCUGGUUCCAGCCAACUUCCCGAAUCGUCCUGGCGUCGGCGUGGCCAAGAUCACCCCGGACAGCUCUCACAGAAGUGCUCGCGGGUGUCGUGUCUCUACAGUGCCGCGAUCGUUUACCUACAUCCCAGCAGCUAAACAAGAAGCCCCAGCCGCAACGAUUGCUCAAGGCAAUGUGGGGCAAGUACCUAGGAGCUAG
Messenger RNA from Symbiodinium necroappetens, 516 nucleotides. Lineage: Eukaryota; Dinophyceae; Suessiales; Symbiodiniaceae. The record is from the annotation of a GenBank genome assembly.